AUGAGAAGGGCUAAUUGUAAGGACCGUGUAUUCCCAUCAAAGCUUCUGGCCUCGGUGGCGCUCGAGGCAUCCGAGCUGCUCUUACGCAAUUCCAUUCAAAACAAGAACGCUCCCGUGAGUUCGAUUGCUGUGCGACUUGGUUAUAUUGGUCGUGAUUUGUUGUCGCAGCCGCUCUAUGAGCUACCAGCGAAUGUCCAACAAUUUUUAGAGAGAUCCCUUCAUUUCUUGUUAGAUAUUUGCCUGGAUCAAGUGAAAACUCAACAGUCAAUCAUCAAAUUCUGCAAAGCGCGACCAAGCACCAUCAAGCCUUUCCAAGACCAUUUCAUCAAUCUUGCUAAUAAGCUUUCGAAGAAUGACGACGAUUUUGAUGGCUCCAACAUUGAUUCUAACCCCUUUGGCCACAUCGAGCCCCCUGCGAAAGAUGUGUACCCUGGCGAAGUUCAUCAACUCCUUCUUGACCGAAUAGAAAAGUAUUCGUCUUGCGGAAAGAAGAUACAUAAGGACGCUGGCUCAAAUCCAAGUAAACUACACAUCACAAGAUUAUGUCUAAGCUCUGGAUUUCGGUUUUCCAAAGAUCAGCUUGCCUUAUUCGACAUAAUAACAGCAUUAUCCCAAAUGUCGUCCUGGCAAGAAAUGACCAUCAAUAUACCAAAAGGGGAUCAUGGCCCCAAGCACAACCAUGAUUAUCAACAGCACGCCGCAUGGGAUUCGCAGAGCCUGUCUUUGAUCGAUUCUGGCAAGAUCUGUGAAUGGCUAGAAGAUCCGACAUACACCAAAUACUGUCUGAAGCACAAAAUCAAAUUGUCAUAUACUGUUGCUAACGCAUUCUGGCAACUCUGCAGCUCGGAUCUCAUGAAGGCCAGAUGGACCAGUAACGACAUUUGGUUCAUUCAUGUUGAUAAAAGUGUUGAAGAGUCGGAUGCUAUUCCGGUCCGUGCAUUCGUUUUGUUCCCUUUUGGAUCUCAGUUCCACGAAGCUCCGAGUGAAUUUUAUGGCGAAAACCGAUACCGCCACUGCUACCCACGAAUCCUUUAUCUUGGAAUUAUCCUUCUAGAAAUCGGCCUUGAACAAUCUCUUUCGAUUGAAAGAAAACCUGCACAUAGUUUUGCGGCACAUAUCAAUCUGGCUCGUUCGAAGGCAAUAAUCAAGCUCAAGGAACUGAAGAAUGCAGACUGGGGUGGAUUCCAGCGGAAAGACUAUUACAUAAAGGCGAUAGAGAACUGUGGCAAAAACGACAAUACAACGCGUUGGGAUUCGCCACUAGAGGAAAGAAGAAAAGCACUAUUCCGGAACGUUGUCAAACCUCUCUUUUGGCUAGCAACGGUGGGAUUUGAAAACUCGGAAGAAGUUUCAUUAGUGCCGAUCCGAAAGGAACCACGGCGACAAUCGACUUUCACUGGUAAUGAUGAGCUUGAAAAAUUCUGGCGAGAAAAACGUACCCUGUCGUCUUUUUGUUCUGGCAACAAUAACAACAACACCGAAGAAUACUUGGGUGAUUUGCAAAAGAUUGCAGGACACACCCACCGUUGUCGAAGAUUAGCAAAGAUCACGAAACCAAUACGAGUCGCCAUUCUUGAUACUGGUUGUAAGAUAGAUCUCGAUGAUUCAAGCUUUGAAACCGAUUCGUUUGACCAUGGCACAUUCAUGGCACGACUACUCAUGCAUGUGGCACCGGUAGCGGAUUUAUACCUAAUUAGUGUGGCCGAGAAUACUCAUAUGUUACAAAACAGUCAGCACAGCAUUACAAAGGCAAUCGAGCACGCGGGUUUAGAUCCAGAAUGGAAUGUCGGUAUCAUUUCUAUGUCCUUUGGGUACUAUGGCAAGCAAGAAAUGAGCCACACCAUAAUUGGAGAGGCCAUUGAAAAGGUCAAAAAACAUCGCAAUGACAAAAUCCUGUUCCUUGCGAGUGCUGGGAAUUCUUGGUCGCAAAGAACGUCUUUCCCUGCCAGCCACAAGGACGUUAUUUCAAUCUACGCUGGCGAUUCGAAAGGUGUUUUCCUGAAUACUAAUCUGGCCUAUAUAGGUAAAAAGCUGGGUAUAUAUGGCAAAGACGUUCCAUCGUCAGUUAUUAAUGAGGUGAAGAGUCACUUUAUAGAGGUGGAUCUCAGCUCAGGGACAUCCAUAGCCACCGCCAUUGCCACUAGUAUUGUCGCAAUGAUGCUCUCUUAUGCUGCAGCACUUCCAUCAAUAAUGAAGAAUAAUGGGUUUGGGGAGAUUCUUGUGAAACUAUCCACGAAGAAGGGCAUGGAGCAUAUGUUGGAAGCCAUGUCACUUAAUCGCCACGACAAAGAGUACUUUAUCAGUCCGAUACGGUAUUGGGGGGAAAAGGAAAAAGACUUGGAUGUCUUAGUCUCGAUAUGUGGGGCAAUUGAGCAAAUGAACAGGCAGCCACCAGAGUGA
This is a messenger RNA of Bipolaris oryzae ATCC 44560, 2400 nucleotides long. RefSeq lists its product as uncharacterized. The record is from RefSeq and is a predicted model, not a curated record. NCBI's taxonomy places the organism in Eukaryota, Fungi, Ascomycota, Dothideomycetes, Pleosporales, Pleosporaceae. The transcript is spliced from 7 exons. Gene Ontology annotation, biological process: proteolysis. The coding region runs from base 1 to 2400 and encodes 799 amino acids. Gene Ontology annotation, molecular function: serine-type endopeptidase activity.